AGCUCCGCCCCUGGGGCUGGGAGAACGAUCCCGAAGAGGAGAGGCUAAGGUUCUCCAGCAUGGAUUACCUUGCCGCCUUCACCUACAAUAGCUACGCCUUGUUCUUCAAACUGCAGGACGAAGAAAGGGCCAAAGCCCUCGCCGUCCUGAGGGAGGGCCUCGAGAAGACUCUCGCAAAUGCAGGCAGCUGGUCGGACAAUCGAGAAGAACGAGAAUGACGAUGACCACUCCUUCGUGAAGAGGCGAGACAGCACUGUCAAGUUUGUUGUCAAAUACUGGGAGGCCGAGGACGGCGUUCCCUCCUUGUCCGAUGUAGAAAACGCCCACUUCGCCUCGUUCAGCCUGGGAGAUACCGGCCGUUUUGUUGUUGAGGGCAUGGCGUACGGCGAGAAGCCCGAGUGCCUGGCCAGCGCGAAGCCCGUCGUUUCGACCUUCCAGGCGAACUUUGUUCACGGAGGGCUCAUCUUUGUCGUCAACUCCCAUCACUACUCCAAUAACGUGAUGGGGUGGGCCAACUUCGUGUACCAGCUGGCCGAGAACUGCUAUUCCAUCGCCAACAACACUGCCCCUCCUCCGUGGGACCCGGCAAAUCUCGAUGCUACUCGGUUUACUGCAUCUGACUUUCCCUCCGACUCGAAAGUCGAUGGAACCACGCCUUCUGAGCGCAACCCUCUGCUCCGCGAACAUUUAUCGCUCCUCUUCCACUUUGAGUUUAGGGACUACGAGGUGAAGACAUUCUGAAGACAUACGGGAUGCCUCCUGACAACAUGAAGAAACCAAUCUGCAUGAAACAACUAUGACGUGGGUACCAGAAAAGUAAUAACGCGGCGAGACUAUUCAAUCAUACCAUAGACGUUCUGAAGAGUUGUGGUUGCCUCCCAGCCCCUUGUUUUUCACUAACUCGUUUG
Messenger RNA from Thermothelomyces thermophilus ATCC 42464, 908 nucleotides. RefSeq lists its product as uncharacterized. The record is from RefSeq and is a predicted model, not a curated record. The transcript has a single exon. Bases 178 to 741 code for a protein of 187 amino acids. NCBI's taxonomy places the organism in Eukaryota, Fungi, Ascomycota, Sordariomycetes, Sordariales, Chaetomiaceae.